Molecule: messenger RNA, 1365 nt
Organism: Phyllostomus hastatus (greater spear-nosed bat)
Lineage: Eukaryota; Metazoa; Chordata; Mammalia; Chiroptera; Phyllostomidae
Gene: JMJD7
Product: jumonji domain containing 7
Exons: 8
Coding region: 20-970 (316 amino acids)
Molecular function (GO): 2-oxoglutarate-dependent dioxygenase activity
Source: RefSeq, a predicted model, not a curated record
GGGCUGUGGCGUCAUCAUUAUGGCGGCAGCGGCUUUGGACGCCGUACGGAGGGAGUUACAAGAAUUCCCGGCGGCUGUAAGAGAGCUCAGCGUGCCUCUUGCUGUGCCCUACCUGGACAAGCCCCCACCUCCACUUCACUUCUACCGGGACUGGGUCUGCCCCAAUAGGCCCUGCAUCAUCCGCAAUGCCCUGCAGCACUGGCCGGCCCUCCAGAAGUGGUCACUCCCCUACCUCAGAGCCAGAGUGGGCUCCACGGAGGUGAGUGUGGCUGUGACCCCAGAUGGCUAUGCGGAUGCUGUGCGAGGGGACCGCUUUGUGAUGCCUGCUGAGCGCCGCCUGCCUCUGAGCUGUGUGCUCGAUGUGCUGGAGGGUCGAGCCCAGCACCCAGGAGUCCUCUAUGUGCAGAAGCAAUGCUCCAACCUGCCCACAGAGCUGCCCCAGCUGCUUCCUGAUCUGGAGCCCCAUGUGCCCUGGGCCUCUGAGGCGCUGGGAAAGAUGCCUGAUGCUGUGAACUUCUGGCUGGGAGAGGCAGCUGCCGUGACAUCUUUGCAUAAGGACCACUACGAGAACCUCUAUUGUGUGCUCUCGGGAGAGAAACACUUCCUGCUACAUCCACCCAGUGACCGGCCCUUCAUCCCCUACGAGAUGUACAUACCAGCAACCUACCAGCUAACUGAAGACGGCUCCUUUGAGAUGGUGGAUGAGGACACCACAGAGAAGGUGCCCUGGAUCCCACUGGACCCAUUGGCCCCAGACCUGGCUCGGUACCCCACCUACAGUCAGGCCCAGGCCCUGUGCUGCACAGUGAGGGCUGGUGAGAUGCUCUACCUGCCAGCCCUGUGGUUCCACCAUGUCCAGCAGUCCCAUGCCUGCAUUGCUGUGAAUUUCUGGUACGACAUGGAGUAUGACCUCAAGUACAGUUACUUCCAGCUGCUUGACUCCCUCACGAAGGCCUCAGGCCUUCCUUGACUGAUGGAGCCUGGUGAAUACUGUUGCCAAGGACAGCUCAUGGAAAAGGUCGUUUCCCUCUUGGGCCAGGUGAAUUCUGGAGGCAGCUUAGAGUCCGAGUGUGCUGGCUCCUGGCCAGGCUCAGCUUGCAGUCAGCUCUGCUGGAUCUCCGGGGGCGGUCUGGAGGGCCCGGGGGCACCAGGCGGGUAUGGGUGUGGGCUCCCCCAGGGGAGGCAGUGGCUCAGCCUCACACCUCUGUGACCCGGGCUGUGUUCAUGCCUCAGAGCAUUGGUGUCCUGUCUGUAAAACAGGCAGUGACUGUUCUGCCUCACGGAGUGUUGUGAGGCUGGAGAUAGUGUCUGUAGGGGUGGCGUGGGGCCAGCCCAGAGGAUGCUUCAAUAAAAAGAUAGCCGUGA